This is a messenger RNA of Danio aesculapii, 5522 nucleotides long. It is a transcript of the gene usp13, whose product is annotated as ubiquitin specific peptidase 13. The transcript is spliced from 21 exons. Gene Ontology annotation, molecular function: protein binding; cysteine-type deubiquitinase activity; zinc ion binding. The record is from RefSeq and is a predicted model, not a curated record. Lineage: Eukaryota; Metazoa; Chordata; Actinopteri; Cypriniformes; Danionidae. Gene Ontology annotation, biological process: protein deubiquitination. The coding region runs from base 148 to 2730 and encodes 860 amino acids.
CAAUGUUUUCGUCGUCACAUCCCAGUGUCGGUCCAUGAGGAAUGUCGGGUCUGUGUGAUUUAAAAAUAGCCCGAUCUCCUCUUCAGCCUGACACGCUGCUCCGCCGAGGCUGAGGCUCACAGUGGUGCGAGCAGCAGGAAUGUGAAGAUGGCUACAGAUCUGGGAGAGCUGCUGGUCCCGUACAUGCCCACCAUUAGAGUACCGAGGACAGGAGACAGGGUUUUCAAGAGCGAGUGCGCUUUUUCCUACGACUCUCCUGAAUCAGAAGGAGGACUGUAUGUGUGUAUGAACUCAUUCCUGGGUUUUGGAAGAGAACACGUGGAGAGACAUUACCGUAAAACUGGACAGAGUGUGUACAUGCACUUAAAGCGACAUGUGAAAGAGAAAGCCACAGGUGCUGCAGGGGGUGCCAUACCAAGAAGGAGGAAUGGAAAAGUAUUUUUAGAUUUAGAGCUUAACCGUGAUUUUAACGGGGAUGAUUAUGAGUAUGAAGAUGAAGCCAAGCUUGUCAUAUUUCCAGACCACUAUGAGAUCCCUUUACCAAAUAUUGAGGAGUUGCCCGCACUGGUGACAAUAGCAUGUGACGCCGUCCUCAACGCUCCAUCUCCAUACAAAAAGCAGGAAUCAGAUUCAUGGGAAGAGGAGAUCCAAGUUUCUAGACAUGCUAGAAGUCUCAGACAGCAGGAUAAUGGAGUUCGAAUUCCUCCCAGCGGCUGGAAGUGUGCCAAGUGUGAAAUGAGAGAGAACCUGUGGCUAAACCUGACGGAUGGCUCUGUCCUCUGUGGGAAAUGGUUCUUUGAUGGGAGCGGAGGGAACGGACAUGCCCUUGAGCACUACAGAGAAAGCAACUUCCCCCUGGCAGUUAAACUCGACACAAUCACCCCAGAUGGAGCAGAUAUUUAUUCCUUUGAUGAAGAAGAAGCCGUGCUUGAUCCUCACAUAUCUGAACAUUUAUUACAUUUCGGAAUUGAUAUGCUACAGAUGCAAAGGACAGAGAAUGGCCAUCACACAGACAACCACGUUCAGCCGCGUAUCAGUGACUGGGAAGUGAUUCAGGAGGCAGGUCUAAAGCUAAAGCCUGUCUAUGGCUCAGGAUAUACGGGCAUCAAAAACCUGGGCAACAGCUGCUACCUGAGCACCACUAUGCAAGUGCUUUUCAGUAUUCCAGAGUUCCAGAGAGCGUAUGCCGGGAACCUACAGAGAAUAUUUGACUACUCGCCCCUCGAUCCAACUCAGGAUUUCAACACACAGAUGGCAAAGCUCGGUCACGGACUUCUCUCAGGCCAGUACUCAAAACCUCCAAUGAAAUCAGAACUUAUAGAACAGGUGAUGAAAGAAGAACACAAGCAGCAGCAGCAAAGGGGGAUUUCACCUAAGAUGUUCAAAGCGCUAGUCAGUAAAGGACAUCCAGAGUUCUCCUCAAACCGGCAACAAGAUGCCCAUGAAUUCCUCUUGCACUUAAUUAACCUGGUUGAGAGGAACAAUUCAGGCUCUGAGAACCCCAGCGACGUGUUCAGAUUUAUGGUGGAGGAGCGAACACAGUGCUGUCAGUCGCAGAAGGUGCGAUACACACAGCGAGUGGACUACCUUAUGCAGCUUCCUGUACCUUUAGAGGCGGCCAGCAACAGAGAGGAGCUAAUAGCAUAUGAGGGUAAACGGAAGGAAGCUGAGGAGAACAUGCGGCCCCUUCCAGAGGUGGUGAGAGCCCGAGUGCCCUUUACUGCCUGUCUGCAAGCUUUCACUGAGCCGGAGAAUGUGCCAGACUUCUGGAGCUCUGCUCUGCAGGCCAAAUCAGCCGGAGUGAAGACUUCUCGUUUUGCAACUUUCCCAGAGUACAUGAUCGUGCAGCUAAAGAAGUUCACAUUUGGUGUCGAUUGGGUGCCUAAAAAGUUAGAUAUGUCAGUAGAUGUACCUGAUUUUUUGGACCUGAAUCGUCUUAGAGCCACAGGUCUACAGGCUGGUGAAGAGGAACUGCCUGAUCUUACACCUCCCAUUGUCAUUCCUGAGGACACCAGAGACAGUUCAACAAACAACUCUUUGGAAUCUCCAGAAAUAGAUGAAUCAUCUGUGAUGCAGCUGGCAGAGAUGGGCUUUCCUCUGGAAGCCUGUCGGAAGGCUGUGUACUACACUGGGAAUAUGGGAGCAGAGAUGGCCUUUAACUGGAUAAUAGCGCACAUGGAGGAGCCAGAUUUUGCUGAACCUCUUGCUGUUCCCACUUACAUGGAACCAGAUCUGCCCAGUCCGAGUCUUCCUACAACCAGUGCACUGGACAACCAGCCUCCAGAGGAGAGCAUCUCCAUCCUCACCUCCAUGGGCUUCCCCAGACAUCACACAAUUCGGGCCCUCAAAGCCUCAAACAACAACUUGGAACGAGCUCUUGACUGGAUUUUCACACACCCAGACUGUGAGGAUGAGAGCGAAGCUAUGUCAGACACAGCAGACACAGAGCCGAACGAUAACAGCUUCUCAAACGCCAACGCCCACACUGACUCCUCACUGUCUCCAGAUCAGGAUCUGUCUAGCCCGCGAGUCAGAGACGGACCCGGCCGUUACGAACUGUUUGCUUUCAUCAGUCACAUGGGAACAUCCACAAUGUCUGGCCAUUAUGUGUGUCAUAUCAAAAAAGAGGGCAGAUGGCUGAUUUACAAUGACCACAAAGUAUGUUUGUCAGAGAGGCCCCCUAAAGACUUGGGCUACAUGUACUUUUACCGGCGCCUGUCAAGCUGCUAAAUCUGGACCUUCACAACCUUAUGCACAGCCGUUUGGCCAGAGAGGUGUGUGUGAAGCUCCACUGACACUGCUGGAAACUAGGAAAGCAUUUACACCUGUGAGAAGGAGAGAGGAACCUCACAGUCCCUGCCAAAACCCGCACAGAGGCGCAAACCACAGCAGCGCUCCAGCAGGAAACAGUGUGUGUGUUUGUGUGUGUCGUCUGUCUGUCAUUUGUUUGUUCGUUUGUAUUGCGUCUGCUUUAAUGGUACAGUGGGGUGCGUGCAAUUUUAGGUAUGCAGAUUAUUUUCCUAAUAUAUUCUCAGAUUAUUUGUUAUAUUUCUCUUUGAAUACUUUAAGCUCCGGUGCCAGUAUUUUCAAUACAUACACUUUCUUUUUAAAUAUAACACGUGCCUGCAUUUGCAAAUAUUACUGCCAUUACAGGAGAUUGUACUUAAAUUGUAAUUCAUUUCAUGUCUGAAACACACAGAAUGGAUUUCAAAUAAGGUUUUUAAAAAUCUAAGGUGUUGUUUUUACAGGCAUGUAUGUUGAAAUAUUAGAUAAUAGCCCUUAUUUGGUUGGCUUUAGUUUGCUGUUAGACAUAUUCUGGCAUUUGGAUUGGUCUGUAUUUGUGACAUCAUCGACUGAUUCUUUAUUUAUAUCUAUAUUUAAAUCUCCCCAACAGCAAAAACUUUUCCAGUUUCUAUAACUUUAGGCAGAAGUAAACCUACUUUAAAUGGACAGUUGACCCAAAAUUAAAACUUGCCGUUAAUUUACUUAGACUUAUAGGCCAUUAAAGAAGUAAAGUAGGAUCUUCUUUUCUUUGAUAGAAUGCUAAAGAUUUGUUUAGGUCCUUGGUGAUUUAAAAAUGCAAGUCAGUAGACUUAGAGAGAAAAAAAGAAAGAAAAAGAAAUGAAAGAUAUAUUUAUAUAUUAUGUAUGCAGGCAAAAAAUAUGGUACAUGUCUCCUGAUGGUACAUUGGCAUCUUAUGAAGUGAAAUGAUUCAUUUCUAUGAAUCCACAGCCACUGUAGGAAGCUCACACUACAGACUGAGGUGAAUGAGCUCAGGACUGUUUGCUGAGGUUGUGAAUUUAAAGUGACAUAAAAAAAGCUUGCUAAGACUAGUCAUUUUGCUUCACAUGGACUCCUUGACUUGUCAGGAGCCAUGGGUAUGAGUUAGUUUUGACUGUGUAUUUUAUUUGGACUCUCAAAGCUCUGGUAGCUGUUAAAUUUUAUCGUUCACCAAGGAUCAGUUUCAUAUAAAAAAUAGUUGUUAAUGUUCUGCUGAAGAAUAAAACAAUGCCACGCACAGAUGUUUAUUAAUGUUUGAUUAAUGUUUGGGUGAAUAUCCCUUUAGUGUUUUUUAAUUAUAAUUCAAGAACACUGAGCUUCAUUUAUUGGCAUGACUUUAAUGUUACAUUUGUACUCACUGGACUUAAUUUCAUGCCUAUUUGUGUACCCAAACAUUCAAAAACACAACAUUUUUCCAUAUUUAGAGGAUUUCUGAUGUAACUGCCAUCAAUCUGUAACAUAAUCUGACUAAUUCACAUACUUAAACGCGGUUCAGUUUUACAGAUAUGUCGACUGAAAUACUAGACUAUUGUUCACGGUUUUGCUAUUAAGAUAUUUAUUUUAAAAUUCUGAUUUGAUCUGUACACAUGGCAUUAUUUUCCAGUCCCUUAAAAAUACAUUUUUAUUUGCAGUCGAAUCACAUUCAAUUUAAGAUUCAAUAAUAGCUUUUCGUCAGUCUACGAUAGCUGACCUGAAAAUGCAUCGAUAUCACAUAAUCAUGCAAUGUUCAAGUGCUUUACUUUGCUCAUGUUACAGUUUAAAGACUGCGAUGCAUUUAAAACAUCCAGUCUUAAAGAAUGUAAAACUACUUUUUAUCCUGUACCUAAGCAAUGUGUAAUGACUUACAGCAUAGUUCAGAAACAUAUGCAGUGUCAUACAUAAAACUAUCUCAGAUACGUGUACUGAUGUACUGGUGCUCAGUGUUACCAAAUCUCAAGCUUUAUGACAUAUCGGACAAACCCAGCUCUGCCUUCAUCAUUCAAACCCUUUAUAUUUCAGACAAAACCUGAAUGUGUUCUCGGCGAGUAUCUUUUAAAGUGUUUUACCACAUUAUUGAGUGUGAAGUUUAGGGCUGAAUUAAAGUUUAAUCAUUUGACAUCGUGAUCUCGCCCAGGCUGAGGUGGAGCUUGUUCAUCUUCAGUCUUUUCAACUGGAAGUUGCACAUGAUGUUGUAGAUAGUACCCUGUCAUGUUUCUUUCUUUUGUGCACUACCUGUUAUGUUGGGAGUUCAGUGUCUUUGUAUCCAUUCGAGGUCCUCACUCUUUCUCUCCUUCUCUUUCUUAUUUUAAAUGAAUAUUCAUACCCUUUUUUCUUUCUCAUUUUCUCAAUUUUUCUUCCUGAUCUCUUUUUGUUUCUAUAUUGGGUGUGAAAGUGGAUGUUUUUACCUCACCUUUCUCAAAUAUGCCUUUUUUCAGAAUGUGCACUAAACUCAGAGGUUAGUCAGUUGACAUUUUGCAAUUUUUAUGGCUCUUUAGCUGAUUCUGUUUUUCAUGGAACUGAAGGUCAUGUGGUACGUUUUAUUUUUAUUUUAUUUUUUGCUAAAAAGGUGCGCCAGUUCUGUAGUUACUAUACAAAUUUGCCCACUUGUUUGUUAUAAUUUUUUUAAAAUGGAUUUUCUGAUCCAUAUAUUGUUUAGAAACACAAAAUCAUGGCAAAUGUGGGAAUCCUCUUUCAAAAUCUGUUCAAACAUACUUGUGACUCUCAUAAUGUUUGGAUUGUUCAAUAAAAUCCACAAUUGUUCA